AACCGGAGCGAGAUCUUGAGAAGGACAAGAGAGCCGAAAAGAGGAGCGUUGUGUUGUUAGGCUUGUUUGUAUUGUGUUAGUACCAUUUUCUAAUCUCAUCAUCUAACCCUUCCAUCGUAGUUUCCACAUUUCUCCUACCGAAAAGUCAAAACUACCCACUCACCCAGGUAGGCACAGGCAGCGAUGGACGUAGGAGCCGGCGACGAUCAUUCCCCGGAAGCCGUCAUAUCGCGGUGGAAAUUCGCGGUGUCGCAGCAGUACCAGCACAUGCUGGACAAAACGACGCCGCACGUUCUCCGGCGGUGGAUCGGGUGCCUGGUGGUUGCCGCCGUGUACGUGCUCCGCGUGUACUUGGUCCAAGGCUUCUACAUCGUCUCCUACGCCCUCGGCAUUUACAUCCUCAACCUCCUCAUCGGCUUCCUCUCCCCUCAGGUCGAUCCCGAGAUUAGCGACGGCCCCACCCUCCCCACCCGAGGAUCCGACGAGUUCCGCCCUUUCGUUCGACGCCUCCCCGAGUUCAAGUUCUGGUACUCGAUCACAAAGGCUUUUUGCAUUGCAUUUGUGAUGACUUUCUUUAGUGCAUUUGAUGUUCCAGUAUUCUGGCCAAUACUCCUUUUCUACUGGGUGGUUCUAUUCACACUUACAAUGAGGAGACAAAUAUCACACAUGAUCAAAUACAAAUAUGUACCAUUCUCAUUUGGGAAACUGCGCUAUGAUGGAAAGAGAGCAGCAGAAGGCACAAGCCCGAACAUGGACUGAAAUUUUCAGCUUAAUUGAACUUUAUUUGCCACAUUUUUUAAGUCACAACCCCGCAUGUGGCUUGAUAUCAUUGGCUGAAGAAGAUUCUUUGAGGUCUAGUAUGGGCGUAUACAUCUGGAUGUUCAAUUCCCAAUUGAGCAACUGUUUGGACAUCAUCAUUGUUUCUAUGCCCUGGUAGUGGUAGAAGCUUUAGCUUUGGGGAGAUGUUGAGGGCUCUCUCUUUACAUCCCCCUUCUAGUAAAAUCAUUUUUCUUUAUUUUCUUUUUUCUAAAUAGGUGGGCAAAUGCCAAACUCUUAUUGUUAAAUUCAUAGUUAAAUAACGAGAAUUUUAAGAAGCCUGUGCAGAAGGAAUCCCCUUCAUUAUUUGCAAUGGGGUAUUAACGAUCUGUCUUUUCCAUUGUAUUUUUUUUCUUCAUUUUAAUCAUGUGAUUCUCAUGAACUUAAUUUUUUUUUAUAUAGAUUUGCCCAUAUAACACUAUUACCUCCUUGAGGUUUUCUUGGUAUUGUUGUGACGAGUUCAUUUGGAAUGUCUGGACCUUUA
Glycine soja is the source of this 1300-nucleotide messenger RNA. RefSeq names its product protein RER1A-like. Gene Ontology annotation, biological process: retrograde vesicle-mediated transport, Golgi to endoplasmic reticulum; protein retention in ER lumen. Lineage: Eukaryota; Viridiplantae; Streptophyta; Magnoliopsida; Fabales; Fabaceae. The record is from RefSeq and is a predicted model, not a curated record. Gene Ontology annotation, cellular component: Golgi membrane. The transcript has 3 exons. The coding region runs from base 184 to 759 and encodes 191 amino acids.